UUGCAAUAAAUUAGGAAGGAAACGUGCGAUCCGGCACAGUACAUUGCAACCGCUGGUCGGGAAAAGAGAUUUCGCCCGAUAGUUUGGCGGUUUAAAGUUGGAACGUGUUUGUGUGUGUGUUUGUGUCUGCCGGUGUGUGUGUGUGUCUGUGCUUCCCAGUGUGUGCAAUCGUAGAUCAGAAUUCCUGUUCGGCAGCAAGAAAGCAAAUACCCACCAUGGCAACAACGGUGUACAGCGGCUACUCAAUAAUGCAAAGCAGUAGAUGUCAGCCUGAAAUGGAUAGCAAAGCAAAGCAGGCGAAGGAAAAACCGAACACAGCAAGCCGACACCGCGUAGUAGGUAAUGAGCUGCAAAGCGUGAAACAACAAUCGUCCCAGCGACAGCAGGAGCCUUCUUCCCGUGUGCCGGACCGCGCCGAAGCAAACGUAGUGCCGACACAGAAGCAACCAGGAGCCAUCGGUGACACUAGCAGCAGCCGGACAGGAGGCACAACCGCAGCAACCAACAGCAACAUGAGCGCAUCGUUCAACCGUGACCGUCUUGGGCAGUGGCCCACCGGAACCGACGGCGAAAUCGCGGGUUCAAUCGCUGGCUUCGAUCGACUCCGCAAUGGAAAGUUCAAUAAGGGUUUGUCCUUCAGCAUCGAGGAGCGCCAGGUGCUGGGUAUUCACGGGCUGAUGCCGGCAGUGGUACGCACGGAAGAGGAGCAGGUAAAGCACUCGAUGGAGCUGCUAAAGCACUAUACCGAUCCGCUGAACAAGUACAUCUACCUGAUGGGUUUGCUGGACCGGAAUGAGCGUCUGUUCUAUCGCGUGCUUGCAUCGAACAUUGGCGAUAUGAUGCCGCUCGUCUACACGCCGACGGUCGGGCUGGCCUGUCAGAAGUACAGCCUGAUCUACCAGCAGCCGAAGGGCAUGUACAUCACGAUCAACGACAAGGGUCACGUGUACGAGGUGCUGAAGAACUGGCCGGAAAGUGAUGUGCGUGCGAUCGUGGUAACGGACGGUGAGCGGAUCCUUGGAUUGGGCGAUCUCGGUGCGAACGGUAUGGGCAUACCGGUCGGUAAGCUCGCGCUGUACACCGCACUCGCCGGCAUCAAGCCGAGCCAGUGCCUGCCGGUGACGCUGGACGUCGGUACCAACACGCAGAGCAUCUUGGACGAUCCGCUGUACGUCGGGUUGCGGCAUCGGCGCGUAACCGGUCCCGCGUACGACGAGUUUGUGCAGGAAUUCAUGGAGGCAGCGGUCCGCCGGUUCGGUCGCAACUGUCUGAUCCAGUUUGAGGACUUUGCCAACUCGAACGCGUUCCGGUUUCUCGACCAGUACCGGCACGAUUACUGUACGUUCAAUGACGACAUUCAGGGUACGGCAUCGGUUGCCGUUGCUGGGCUGUUCGCUUCGUUGCGCAUCACCCGUACGAAGCUGGCAGAAAAUCGGGUCCUCUUUCAGGGUGCCGGCGAAGCAGCGCUCGGCAUUGCGGAACUGUGCGUGAUGGCGAUGAAGCGGGACGGGCUGAGCGAGGAGGAAGCGCGCCAACGCAUCUGGCUCGUCGACAGCAAGGGGCUGAUAGUGAAGGAUCGACCGGCCGGUGGUAUCAGUGGCCACAAGCAUCAUUUUGCGCACGAACAUACACCGGUCGAUACGCUGGUGGAAGCGGUCCGCGUACUGAAACCGACCAUCCUGAUCGGGGCGGCCGCCAUUGCCGGUGCGUUUACGCCGGAAGUGUUGCGUACGAUGGCGACGAACAACGAGCGGCCGGUCAUCUUUGCCCUGUCGAACCCAACGAGCAAGGCGGAAUGUACAGCGGAACAGGCGUACGAAUAUACGGACGGGCGGGCCGUGUUUGCGUCCGGGUCACCGUUCGCACCGGUGACGUUCGGUGAUCGGACGUUCUACCCGGGCCAGGGCAACAAUUCGUACAUUUUCCCGGGCGUUGCACUUGGGGUGCUGUGUGCCGGUGCGUCCACCAUACCGGAGGAAAUUUUCCUACUGUCCGCCCAACGGUUGGCAGAAAUUGUUACCGACGAUGAUCUGGAGCGGGGCAGCCUGUACCCACCGUUGGAAAACAUCCAGGACUGUUCGAUCAAAAUUGCCACCCACAUCAUGGAGUACGCGUACGCGGAAGGGUUGGCCUGCACGAAACCGGAACCGGACGAUAAGGAAGCGUUCGUGCGCACGCAGAUGUACGACGCAAGCUACAAAUCCGCCGUCCCGUCGGUGUACGCCUGGCCGAAGCUGUAAACAAGAAGAAAAAAAGAAACAUCCCUCAAACGGGCUCAAAUUAAUGUAUGGUUUCGCUACAACCCCCUCCUUCCCUUCCCCCCCCCCCCCCCCCCUCCCUCUUAUGCUACGUUUGUAAAGAUUUCCGUUCUUUUGUGGUGUUAUUUGUUUUGUUAUUUGUGGCGGUGUUAGGUCGUGUUUACGUUAGACGAAACUAUUAUUAAUGUUUGUUAAACUUAUUUUAAUUGUUUUUCUUUUUUAAAUGUGUUUGUGGUCUUUUUUUCUCCCUUUCCUUUUUUGUUUCUUUGUUGUUGUUUUUUUUUAAAACCCGUAAGCUUUAUUUUUCACACUGAACAUUAAAGCAUUACGUGUGUGUGACUUCAAGGUGAAGAAGGAAAAAAACACACACACGAAGAAAGAGACACUCCUGGUAGUUAAUAAAACUGUUAACUCAAUACUAAAUUAAGCACUAUUGAAUGUGGUGUUAAGCGGAUAAAAAGGUUAAACACGUCUACAGCAUCCUUACUUUGCGGGCCUAUUUUACUCGUACGUUUUCUCGAUGGAAAGUGUGCGCUUGUUAUUGUUCUCGUGCACAAUGCAACCAACAACAAAAACAAAAAUACAUAGCAAGAUUAAACUAAAACAAGAACAUAAAAAGAAAACAACACUAUCCUGCAAGCCGGCCGGCCAACACCCUCUAUAUACAUAUACAAAACUAUAUCUCUCGUAAAUGUUUAUCGAAGUGAAAGUGAUAAUAAAAUGUGUAAAUUAUAUGGCUAAGAA
Molecule: messenger RNA, 3002 nt
Organism: Anopheles funestus (African malaria mosquito)
Lineage: Eukaryota; Metazoa; Arthropoda; Insecta; Diptera; Culicidae
Gene: Men
Product: NADP-dependent malic enzyme
Exons: 3
Coding region: 216-2240 (674 amino acids)
Biological process (GO): malate metabolic process; pyruvate metabolic process
Cellular component (GO): mitochondrion
Molecular function (GO): NAD binding; malate dehydrogenase (decarboxylating) (NAD+) activity; malate dehydrogenase (decarboxylating) (NADP+) activity
Source: RefSeq, a predicted model, not a curated record